CUCCCCCCGCGCCCUUCUCCCCUGCUCCGUCCCGCCGGCGCGGCGGCCCUCUCCUCCCUCCCCCUCCCUGGCUCGCCGCCCCUGGCCGGCUCCUCCCUCCGCCGCUCUCUCCCUCCGCCCCCUUCUUCUUUGCUCUGCCUCUCCGGUGGGCGAACUCGCGGUGGGCGCGCCCGGCGAGUGCGCGUCGGGGCCAUGGCGGAGGGUGCGCGGCACGCCUUCGCCAUGCGCCGCGGGUGCCCCGCUCCAGCCCCGCGCGCGCGCCUCCGCCGCGCGCCGCUGCUGCCCCGCUCCCGCUCGCGCCGGCCGCGGCGGAGCUAGCCCGCAUCGGCCAUGGUGAGCGAGCGGGGCGGCGACGGUCGAGCGGGGCGGCGGCGAGCACGCCGAGCUCCCUUCUAUGCCCCCACCCCCCGGCCGGCCGGCCCCGAUACGAGCCGCAGCCGCGCUUGCACCGGCCGGGCUCGGCGCGGCGGAGGCUCGGGCGCGGCGGGCGGCCGUGCACCUCCUCUUCGCCGGGCGACCUCCUCCCGCGUGCACCGCCGUCGGCCACCGGCUCGCCGCCGCGUCGCCGGCCACGGACCCCCUCCUCCCUCCGCCGCCGGCCACCUCCUCGCCGCGCCUCCAUGCGGCCUUCCUCCUCCGGCCGCGGGGCGGGACGUCGCGCGGCUGGCUGUGGCGGGACCGCGCGCACGCGAGUCCGCUGCGCGGCGGGGGACGGCGGCGGCUGUGGCAGGGGCGGCCGGCGAGCAAGCACGGCGUAGGAAGGUCUCCUCCCCCGCGCGGCCUCCCCUGCGCCCGCCCUCGAGCUCCACGGACGGCGCGCUCGCCACGAGGCCGCGCCGCCCCUCCGCCGCGCACGGGGAGGACACGAACGCACGGCGGGGUGGCGGCAAACCCACGGCAGGGCAGCGGAGGUGCAGCAGCAGACCCAAGGCGGGGCAACGGAGGCGCGGCGGCGGCGGCGCCCAGCAUGGCCGCGCGGGGAAUCAACGGCAGUAGAGCCGAGGUGGGCCAGCACGGAUACAGCGGUUCUCCGCUAUCCCGCUGAAAAUAGCGUGAACGGGGUCGCCCGCUGCAAGCGAUUUUACGCCAAAAGCGUACUGGAGGAGGGCGUCCAGUACGCCGGUGCGGAUAGCCUCAGAGCCUGAGACAUCCAGUCAUUCGGAGCCCAGACCUCUGUGGGGCUUUUUUAUUCUUUCUACUGCGUGGGCAGGCAAGAAAAGAAUAUGAUAUCUGUUUAACUUUAA
Panicum virgatum (switchgrass) is the source of this 1244-nucleotide messenger RNA. Its product is annotated as translation initiation factor IF-2-like. The transcript has 2 exons. The record is from RefSeq and is a predicted model, not a curated record. The coding region runs from base 395 to 1045 and encodes 216 amino acids. NCBI's taxonomy places the organism in Eukaryota, Viridiplantae, Streptophyta, Magnoliopsida, Poales, Poaceae.